AUGUGAACGUUUUACAUCCGGGCCAAGGCUACUUCUGACGCUGCUUUGCUGCCAUAAGUGUAGUUGUGUCUUAUCGAGGCCAGUUGGAAUAAAAGCUUUUACAAUGCAGGCGUCGUCGUUAAACAUCGUUUUGUUUUCGGCUUUUCCUGUUCUGUUGUCGUUGUUGUGUUUCCAAGAUGUCGUGGAAGCAGCAAGCGGCAAAGGAUUUGGAGAUCACAUCAGUUGGAGGACGCUGGAAGAUGGCAAAAAUGAGGCAACGGCCAGUGGUUUGCCCAUCAUGGUCAUCAUCCACAAGACCUGGUGUGGAGCCUGCAAAGCACUAAAACCCAAAUUUGCAGAAUCCAAGGAAAUCUCGGAGCUUGCCCACAACUUUGUGAUGGUCAACCUGGAGGACGAGGAGGAGCCAAAAGAGGAGAACUUCAGUCCCGACGGCGGCUACAUUCCUCGCAUCCUCUUCCUCGAUCCCAGUGGCCAAGUUCACCCUGAAAUAACCAAUAAAAUGGGGAACCCCAACUACAAGUACUUCUACAGCAGCGCAGAGCAAGUGGUGUCUGGGAUGAAGGAGGCGGAGGAAAAGCUGACUGGUGACGCAUUCAAACGCAGCCACGCUGGUGAUGAGCUGUGAGGGGGCAGCAAGUCUCCCCAAACGGGACAGUUUCUCCCGUUAAGAUUUUACACUACUAUUCCCAUCAUAAAAAUGCUCUUAUUUUAUAUUUGGGAUAUUUGUACGAUGCAGUACUGUAAUGAUCGUCUGAUGUGGAUAUUAUUAAACCACAGCAGACUUUUAAGUGCCAUAUUUUUGGCCUCUUUGGUGCACAUUUAUAAGAGCACUUCCACAUAGUACUGUAGACUAAAAGUGUGCUAAUUUUGACUAAACUUUAAUGUUUUUCCAAAAGCCACGAUGUUUUCUACAAGCUAACAAAGCUGUGGAUCCUUCCAAAGACCUGUCUGAUUCCACAUUGUCGCAGAAAUGUGAAUUUAACUUUGUAUAUUUUUUUUCUUGUUACUUCUGCACUGUUGGAAAACACUGUGUGCUUUGUUCUACUCAAUAUAUAAGUGUGAAAAUAAAAAAACAUGUUGUAGUGAAUGACUCGGGCAAAUCCUUACACAACAGCGAGUGGAUUAUAUCAAAGUUUAUUGUCCCAACAUCGGUGGCGAAUCCCUUAUUGCCACGUGUGCCAACACAACAGCGGAACACACAAAAGAGUUGAAACUCAAACCCAAAAUUAUUACAAUCCAGCUAGGACACAUGUGGAGCUAAAGUGCAUCGUCAGCUGAAAAUGACAGGCGAAAUAAAACAUUUUUUUAAAAGCCUCUAAAAUCAAACCUAUGUAAAUAUUGCUAAAACAGGAGACAUGCAUGUCAGCCUAAUCGAAUUAUUACAGUAUUAGUGUUUCCUUUUUUUAAAUUGUAGUAUCUUACAAUAUGCACCACAGAGGAGUACCGUUGAUAACAAAGAAGGUAAGUGUGAUGAUAACCAUAGACCAUAUUCCAAUUAUACCAGACGUAAAAAUCAAUUAAAUUCAGCAGUACCUUAAAAAACCGUAUCACUCAACACACACCUUUUCCCACCCUAUUAAUCACAUCUUUAAAGGGGGAUUAUUUUUACUCUUAUUAUAGCUCUUUUUACACUUUAAAAUUUUUACUUAAACAUUGAUUGUACUGCUAAUGUAUCUAAAGAACUCAUAUGCUCUCAAAACCGGUAUGUCCAAAAAAUAUGUUAAUGAGAUUUAAUAUCAGAUAUUAAAUCAUGUAUUUGUAUU
Nerophis ophidion (straightnose pipefish) is the source of this 1763-nucleotide messenger RNA. It is a transcript of the gene txndc12, whose product is annotated as thioredoxin domain containing 12 (endoplasmic reticulum). The transcript is spliced from 7 exons. Lineage: Eukaryota; Metazoa; Chordata; Actinopteri; Syngnathiformes; Syngnathidae. The record is from RefSeq and is a predicted model, not a curated record. Gene Ontology annotation, cellular component: endoplasmic reticulum. The coding region runs from base 104 to 625 and encodes 173 amino acids.